This is a messenger RNA of Mustela erminea (ermine), 2555 nucleotides long. It is a transcript of the gene DET1, whose product is annotated as DET1 partner of COP1 E3 ubiquitin ligase. The transcript has 4 exons. Lineage: Eukaryota; Metazoa; Chordata; Mammalia; Carnivora; Mustelidae. Bases 98 to 1438 code for a protein of 446 amino acids. Gene Ontology annotation, molecular function: ubiquitin protein ligase binding; ubiquitin-like ligase-substrate adaptor activity. The record is from RefSeq and is a predicted model, not a curated record. Gene Ontology annotation, biological process: protein ubiquitination; positive regulation of proteasomal ubiquitin-dependent protein catabolic process. Gene Ontology annotation, cellular component: cullin-RING ubiquitin ligase complex; nucleus.
GGCAUGGCGGGGGCGGGGCUGGGGGAGGCGCGUGCCGAGCAGGCCGGGGAGUUCUUCUCCCCGGCCCUUUGAACGAGGACCGUACAGAGAUGUGAUAAUGGAUCAUCAUGUUUCCACCAUCAAACCUCGAAGAAUCCAGAACCAAAAUGUCAUUCACCGCUUGGAACGGCGGCGAAUCAGCUCAGGCAAGGCAGGCACCCACUGGCAUCAGGUCCGAGUGUUCCACCAGAAUGUCUUCCCCAACUUCACGGUCGUCAAUGUUGAAAAGCCUCCGUGUUUCUUGCGUAAAUUCUCGCCUGAUGGGCGCUACUUUAUUGCUUUCUCCUCAGACCAGACCUCUCUUGAGAUUUAUGAGUACCAGGGCUGCCAGGCAGCUGAGGACUUACUGCAGGGCUCUGAGGGGGAGAUCCUGUCCAAUGGCAACGACCAGCGGUCAGUCAACAUCCGCGGCCGGCUCUUUGAACGCUUUUUUGUCCUGCUGCAUAUUACCAACGUGGCCGCCAACGGGGAGCACCUGAACCGGGAGUGCAGCCUCUUCACCGACGACUGCCGCUGUGUCAUCGUGGGCUCAGCUGCCUACCUCCCGGAUGAGCCGCACCCCCCUUUUUACGAGGUUUACCGGAAUAGUGAAUCCGUGACCCCUAACCCCCGGUCCCCCCUGGAGGACUAUUCCCUUCACAUCAUCGACCUUCACACGGGCCGCCUGUGCGACACCCGCACCUUCAAGUGUGACAAGGUGGUCCUGUCGCACAACCAAGGGCUGUACUUGUACAAAAACAUCCUGGCCAUCUUGUCGGUGCAGCAGCAGACAAUCCACGUCUUCCAGGUGACUCCUGAAGGCACUUUCAUUGAUGUGAGGACCAUUGGCCGCUUCUGCUACGAGGAUGACCUUCUCACGGUGUCGGCCGUUUUCCCGGAGGUGCAGCGGGACAGUCAGACGGGCAUGGCCAAUCCUUUCAGAGACCCUUUCAUCAACUCGCUGAAACACCGGCUGCUCGUGUACCUGUGGCGCCGGGCAGAGCAGGAUGGGAGUGCGAUGGCCAAGAGGCGCUUCUUCCAAUAUUUUGACCAGCUGCGGCAGCUGCGCAUGUGGAAAAUGCAGCUUCUGGAUGAAAACCAUCUGUUUAUCAAGUACACCAGUGAGGACGUGGUAACCCUGCGGGUCACAGACCCAUCACAGGCAUCUUUCUUCGUGGUAUACAAUAUGGUGACAACAGAGGUGAUUGCCGUGUUUGAGAAUACAUCAGAUGAGCUUCUAGAGCUCUUUGAGAACUUCUGUGACCUCUUCCGUAAUGCUACCCUCCAUAGUGAAGUCCAGUUUCCCUGCUCAGCUUCCAGCAACAAUUUUGCAAGGCAGAUCCAGCGCCGGAGGAAGAGGUAUAGAUAUCACAAGAGCCAAAGAAAAUGGGAGAGGAUAGGCACUGGAGACAGGAGAUGAUUAUCAAUGGGAGAGAGAUCUGAAUCGGUGCUGGGAGCUGAGAAGCUAAUUGAUCACCAGUAACUUGACACCAACUUGGCACACUUCAGAGAACAAAAGCUUAAGACUAAAGAGCUUAGCCAUCAAGAAACAACUUGCCUUGCCAGAGAAAUCUGGAAGGGGUUGGGAAAUCGGAAGCCCUAGGUACGUCUGAAGAUACCUCUGAUGGGUAGGCUUCAAUAGGAGGAUUGGGUGAGGGUCUGGAAAGAAGUAACCAGGCCCUCUAGCCCCCUUCUCUAAGUCUGUCUCUUCACCACCUCGUCAGAAGGCUGGAGCUUUAUCCACUGGAGAAACUGAACCAUGUAGGCUCUGGUUUCAUGUUCAUGAGGCACAGUGGAGGUAGGGAUGAGAUUCGUCAUGAUAAAAACAAGAAUUAAGUGAAAACCAACAGAACUGAAGGUGAGAUUCCUAUCCCCUUUAUCAGAUUGCAGAGCCAGGCUUAUACUCCUCAGGGAAGACGUUCGGGAUUUUUUCCUUGGGAAACUGACCAACCCAAAGAAGAGACCUUCAGAUACUCAUACUUAGAGUCCCUCCACCAACAGCUGGCUCACCCUAAAUUAAUACCCCCCAUCAGCCAGGUCUUCCCGUGAACCAGUUUCAAAUGUAAUUAUCUGAGUACAUUAUUGUGAAAUGAAAGGUUACCUUGGGCCAUUGGCCCAAGCUGAAUCCUGCUCUAGUCAGUCAGUGCCUUAUUGGACACCACAUACUAAAUUGCUCCCCCAACUCUAGACAGUUAGGGAAAAUAUCUGCUUUAGGUUUCAAGAUAGGUCAGACCAGAGUGAACAGAUGACUCAGAGUAAGCAUUACUGCCGCUGAAAAAAAUGAACAAAAAUACACUAAUGUAGUGGCCUCAUCUUUAUAUAAAAGGGUAGUACUCAGUUAGAAAUAGAUGGAUAUUGGUUUUCAGACAAGUUACUUGCCUUUUCCUUUUUCUCUGGUUCACACAAACUUUCUGCCUUACAAGCAUUUCUUUUUAGUAUAGAAGGAUUUUUGGAGGCAGGACCUGGAUCAGAAUUCGCUUUUUUCAUCUUGGAGUAUAUUUUCUUCUUUUAUUUUUAUUAUUUUUUUAAAGAUUUAU